Molecule: messenger RNA, 1758 nt
Organism: Colossoma macropomum (tambaqui)
Lineage: Eukaryota; Metazoa; Chordata; Actinopteri; Characiformes; Serrasalmidae
Product: homeobox protein Hox-C9a-like
Exons: 2
Coding region: 25-810 (261 amino acids)
Biological process (GO): anterior/posterior pattern specification; DNA-templated transcription; regulation of transcription by RNA polymerase II
Cellular component (GO): nucleus
Molecular function (GO): DNA-binding transcription factor activity, RNA polymerase II-specific; RNA polymerase II cis-regulatory region sequence-specific DNA binding
Source: RefSeq, a predicted model, not a curated record
UUUAAGGAGACCAGAGACGUCGCCAUGUCGGCCACGGGUCCUAUAAGCAAUUAUUACGUGGAUUCUUUGAUAAAUCACGAAACCGAGGACGUACUGGCGGCGCGGUUUUCAGCGCCGGAGAUGCUUCACCCCGGCUCGCGUCCGUCGCCCCUCGUUGCAGAGUGCUCAGAUUUUCCUUCGUGCAGCUUUGCACCAAAAACCACCGUCUUCACCUCGUCCUGGGGACCCGUGCAUUCCCAGUCAUCAGUGGUAUACCAUCCCUACGCCCACCAGCCACAUUUAGGCGCAGAACCGAGGUACGUGCGCUCGUGGAUUGAGCCAAUCUCAGGGGCUGUGUCUUUCCCAGGCUACCCGAGCAACAGCAGACACUAUGGACUCAAGUCUGAUGGUCUCCCAGAGCUCAGAGCCGGCGAAUGCAUUGCCGCUAACGGACGCGCCUACUCGGACUAUUGUUAUAGCCCGUCUGAGGAUCCAAGAGAAAAGACUCUACAGUCUAUCAACUCUUCUCUGGACUCGGAUGCGCUGUUCUCCGACAAGCUUAAGGAGGAUAAACCCGAGUUAGAUCCAAAUAACCCAGUGGCCAAUUGGAUACAUGCGCGGUCAACGAGAAAGAAACGCUGCCCCUACACUAAAUACCAAACUCUAGAACUGGAAAAAGAGUUUUUAUUCAACAUGUACCUUACAAGGGACCGCCGGUACGAAGUGGCGCGCGUCCUAAAUCUGACAGAGCGACAGGUCAAAAUUUGGUUUCAAAAUCGACGCAUGAAAAUGAAGAAAAUGAAUAAAGAGAAGGGUGAAAGCAACGAGUAGUGAACGCGCUGUAGCCACGGAUCUGGAGGCGCUUCAUCAGCAACUGGACAUGAAGGCCAUCUGAACCUCUUUUUGGUGGAAGCGUGCUGCUUAGGCCUAGACACCCACCAUCCACCCUAACACUUCGGCGCGGACACUAACUCUAUAAUCUCGUGGUAUAGUGAGCUUGGAGUCUGUACAUAGCCUGUUGCUCUUUUUUUUCAUAUUGUACAGUUGAAGAAGUGUAACCAGUGAGAAUUUCUCUGUGGACGACCGACUAGCUAGAGUUACAUGUAGCCUACACACGUCGCUAUUUAAAGAACUGUAUUUUUCUAGGUGUUGUAUCUUUCAUGCUAUACAUUGUCAAUAUUUUGUACGAGAAAAAAAAAAACUGAAAAUCUCUAAAGAAACCUUAAAUAAUAGAACUGCUUUUGUCUCUUUGGUAAUAUAUUUUUAAACUAUACACUGAAUGUUAUUUUUGCCAUUCAGGCUGGACAUUUUCUUGGCUUAGCGGUUAGUAUAUAAGAUAUCCAGAAUAUAAGAAAUGUGUAGUGCAAUGUUAAAAAAUAAUUCAAAAUUCAGAUUCAGCAGAGUGCACAAUGUACACCCUUUAUUUGCUUGUCAUGGCACCACAGAUGGUGACCUAUUGCGUGUUGACGUGAAAGGAAUCGUGCCAUUUCCGAUAGCCUAUAGAGAUUAGACGCUGUAGAACGAUCUUUAUUAAAAGCAGCUGUGAUUUUGUUUAACAUCCCUUUCUUCCUGAUCAUGUCCAGGCUGGUUCUAGGCCCACUGAACAGGCUGCAAAUUCUCUGUGCCUUCAUUUUAUAUUGCAUCAUUAUUGUUUAGGAAUAGAAUCGCUAAAAAUCAGUUUUUGAAUGUAGAGGAAAGAGGCGUUUUGUUCAACUUCUUUCAGCUGAUAGGCCUUUUUAUGGACUUGUGUUAUUUUUAGUAUGGAUUUAGUUUUUCAGU